GAGGCUUCAGGAGUGCAUUUGUUUUUCUUGCUAAUUUUCUGCUAAAGAUUUUUUUGCGAUUUUGGGCUUUGCCUUUUUUUGCCCAGGAGUGUGUACCAAGGCAUUGUUGCGCAUUACGGAGCAAUAUACAGGCAGAUUAGUGUUUUUAUACCCACGGCAGAUCUGUUAGUGCCGAAUGGGCGUCAUAUUUUCGACUCCCAAGCUGCGCGCGCUGGUCCUCGCGGUGGGAUGAUCUGUGAGAAGCCGACACCACCCCGCGAGCUCCUGAGACACGAUCAGGACACGAGGUGAUCACAGCAGGCUCCUAAAAAUGUGCCCAAGUAGCCGAUUACAGCUCCUCCUUGCCAUCUUGCUCAGUCAAGUGGACUGCAGUUAUGCUGUACAGGAGAUCCAGUCUGAUCAUGAAACCCUCAUGAAGAUCAGUGCUGCAGGGGAAAUGAUGAGAUGCUCUGCAGCUAUGGAUGUCCUCUUUUUGAUGGACAGCUCGUACAGUGUUGGGAAGGGCAGCUUCGAGAGAUCCCGCCGCUGCGUACUGAAACUGUGUGAGGCUCUGGACAUCGGCCCAGACACGGUGAAAGUUGGAGUCAUUCAGUUUGGUUCGACUCCCAAGAUGGAAAUCUCGCUAGACUCCUUCAGCAGCAGAGAGGAGCUGAGCAAACACAUCAAGAAAAUACAGUACAGAGGAGGGAGCACACAAACCGGUCUGGCUUUGAAGUAUGUGAUGAAGAAGGGGUUCCUCGGUGGUCGGAAUUCCCCUGUGCCUCGCAUCGUCGUCCUCCUGUCUGAUGGAAAGUCCCAGGGUACAGUGCAGCCGGCUGCCUCUGACCUCAAACAGUCUGGAGUAAUUCUGUUUGCCGUGGGCCUACGCUAUCCAAGAUGGGAAGAGCUCAACUCUCUGGCCAGCGAUCCCACAGAGAGCCAUGUGUUUUUUGCAGAGCAUUUCAGUGAUACUGUGAACGGACUGUACACGAGCCUCACCACCUUCUCCAUCUGCAGUGCUGCCCCCUCAGGCUGUCAGGUGGAGUCCUUUCCUUGUGCACGUAAGACGCUGGAGACGAUCAAAGAACUGCAGGGCAACUUUAUAUGCUGGAAGGGUUCGAAGGACAACUUACCAUACACAUCGUUAUGUCCGUACUACAGAUAUACCAGUGCUUACAAGGUACUUCCCACAGUAUGUCACAGAACUGUUUGCUCAGAUCCUUGUGAUUCCAAGCCAUGUCAGAAUGGUGGGACGUGUGUGUCUGAAGGGCUAGAGAAGUACCAUUGCCAGUGUCCUCCAGGCUAUGGAAGUGACCCCAAAUGUGCUCCUGUGCUGUCUUUGGACUGCUCUGUAGAUGUGCUAUUCCUGGUUGAGAGCUCUACCAGCCUGAGUCUGGAGGGGUUCCUGCGCUUCAAGUCCUUCCUGAAGCGCUUUGUGCAAACAGUGUUGAGUUCAGACACUCCUGUGAAGAUUGGCCUGGCCCAGUAUGGCAGUGACGUAAAGGUUGAAGCCAAGAUUGGGCAGCACCGAGACCAAGUGAAGCUGCUCCAGGCUGUGGAGUCUCUCCAGUACCAGAAAGGAGAGGUUAAAACCGGAAAUGCAUUACGCUACAUCACACGACAUGGCUUCCAAAGUGCCCCAGUGUAUGCUGAUGUUCAAGAUGACCUGCCUCGUGUGGUGGUGCUCAUCACUGGCACUCCAUCGUCUGAUGCUGUAGUGGAGUCUGCUAAAUAUGCAAGAGAGAGAGAGAUCUUUAUCAUCGGCAUGGGGCCUGAUAGGAUGAAGGCUGAGAUCAACGCCAUCACAGGAAACCCUCAGCGCACCAUCACUUACAGUUUGCCUGACGAACUGAAUGCAAAGAUCCCAGAACUCAGAGCCAAGAUCUGCAGUGUGGACAGCCAGGGGUGUCUGGGUCAGGCAGUGGACCUGGUCUUUCUUCUGGACGGUUCAGCAAGUGUCGGGAAGGACAACUUUGUUCAUUUGCAGGAAUUUGUGCGCAGCACGUCUGUGCAAUUUGACAUAAACCGUGACUUGACUCAGGUGGGGCUGGUGGUGUACAGCCGGUGGCCUGUCUCCGUCUUUGAGCUGGACUCUCAUGCUUCAGGCUCUGCUGUGCUUAAGGCCUUGGGAAAUGCAUCCUAUUUGGGUGGAAAGGCCUCUACCGGCUCAGCUCUUCUACACGUGCACUCUCAUAGUCUGACUGUGGCCAAAGGGGCACGGCCAGGUGUCAACAAGGUCGUAGUUGUGCUCACUGAUGGCACGGGGGCUGAGGAUGCAGCGGUGCCAGCUCAGAAGAUCCGGGACGAUGGCGUGUCUGUGUUUGUGAUUGGCAUUGGAGAUGUGCAGCGCGAGAGUCUCCUGCGCAUUGCUGGCAUUGAGGAUCACAUCAUCACUGUGCCCUUCUAUGAGGACCUGAAGUACUUUGAGGAUGUGCUGUUGCAGAUGGUAUGCACAGAUGUGAAGAAGCCUGUGAAUCCCUGCAGGCCCAACCCCUGUAUGAAUGACGGCGUGUGUGUACUACUGAACAGAAACUAUCGCUGUGAAUGCCGGGGAUGGGAGGGACCGCACUGCGAGACACGAAGCAGGCAGCAGCCCUCCAGAGGAGAUCUCCCAAGACCUGCAGCAUUGAGAAGCCGCCACAGGAAGAAUGUUAUAGAGCUGCAGCAGCGUUGCACAGAACACCGCAGGAGACAUGCUAGCUGAUUAGUCAUAGGACGACUAGAGCUGGCACACAUGCACAGGCAAUUCCAUUGUUACUUACUCCUUAGUUUGCUAAACAUGGAAAAAAGGGAAAGACAAAGGUGAGGUGUGUUUUUCAUGUUUAGAAAGGCUUACUAUAAGCGCUCUACUACAGGAAACUGGAGAUAUCGGGGAUCUCCACACUCACUGCAGCUCCUAUUCAGCACAGACUCUGUUAUAAUUACUCUAGACAACUAAACAUAUCAUUACACUUUCAGUGAUGGAGUGUGAGCAGCCAGCACCUCUUUUUGGUGAUUUUAAAGACCUGUCUUUAUCAAUCCUAUUUAAAACUGUUGCUGUAAAAGCAACACAUCAUUACGGUAACACUCCCGAACAAUAAUUUUUAAGUAGUAAAAUAGUGCCUUAUGUCUGUAAUUUUAUAUAAAUAUUUUACAUUUUUCAGUGUGGUCAGUUGUGGCUGGUGUGUCCAACAGCCUUUGCUUCAUUUCUUAAGAUCCAUUUCAAACAAAUGUAAAUGCUUUUUUAGUUUUGUUCAUGACCUUUUAAAUGUUCAGAAAACUUUCUAACAAAGCCCCUGUCAGGAGGCUCUAUUUUAAAUAUUUAUUUUAUAUACUCUAGAAAAAUAAUUAAAUACUUUUUUUGUCAAAUUGAUGCUUUGUGAUGUGUAUAUACAAAUUAUACAUGCGUCUUCUGGUGCCAUCUGCUGGAGAGAAAUAUUAUCACAAUAGAAUACGGCAUUCGAGUGCUGUGGUGAAAAAGCUGGAACAUGUUUCAGAACUGGUUUUAUUGGAAUAAAAAAAGUGCAUGUUUUAUAUAGCCAAAUUCAUCCAAAUGGCUCUGUAUAAAUGUAUUUACAUCUAGGCUACCAGCAUACAUGAAUUUAAGCUAUAGUCUAGACCUCACCACAUUGUUAACUAUAUGAGGCUCUCUGCUUUCUUAUUUUCUAAGCUGUCUCAAAGAAUAUGCCUUUCCAAAAUGUGCUCUUCAUUGUUAUAAAAUAUACAUUUGAAAAUAUUUU
Messenger RNA from Ictalurus punctatus (channel catfish), 3698 nucleotides. RefSeq names its product von Willebrand factor A domain containing 2 (gene vwa2). The transcript is spliced from 14 exons. Gene Ontology annotation, biological process: calcium-independent cell-matrix adhesion. Gene Ontology annotation, cellular component: basement membrane. NCBI's taxonomy places the organism in Eukaryota, Metazoa, Chordata, Actinopteri, Siluriformes, Ictaluridae. Bases 311 to 2683 code for a protein of 790 amino acids. The record is from RefSeq and is a predicted model, not a curated record. Gene Ontology annotation, molecular function: calcium ion binding.